AUAUAUUUCAAAUAAUAAUGACAUCAGACAAACGGCGUAUUUUUCAGUUGUUUGUUUUUGUUUCAAUUAACUGAAAAGUCUUACCGAUAAAUUCGAUUAAAUGAUAUUGUAUCAAUGCAAGCAAUAACAAGAAUCUGAUAGUAUUUUCGACGAAAUAAGUUUUAUUUUUGAAAAGUAUUCUUACGCGAAAUAAAAAUGUUGAACACCAACGGAAAUUCGUCAACUAAUAUGAGAGUGGUCGUACGAGUGCGACCUUUUUCGACGCGAGAAUUGGAACAAAAUCAACGUAAUAUCAUUUCAGUCACUGACGAAACGACACUCAUAUUUGAUCCUGAGGAAGACGAAGAUGAAUUCUUUUUUCACGGAAAUAAACAAAGCCAUCGAGACAUUACUAAGCGCGUCAAUAAGAAACUGUUGAUGGACUUUGACGAUGUAUUCAACGAUCAAUCGACCAACAGCGAUGUUUUUGAGACAUGCAUGAAACCCUUGGUUAUGGAAGUGAUGAAUGGGUUCUCCUGUUCUGUGUUUGUGUAUGGCGCUACUGGGGCUGGUAAGACUCAUACGAUGCUCGGCAACCCUUCCGAGCGUGGCAUUACCUUCAUGACAAUGGAGUACCUUUUCUCCCAAAUGGAUCUCCUAGAAAACGAACGUAAAUUUGACAUUGGCAUAUCGUACUUGGAGGUAUACAACGAACAAGUUAUGAAUUUGCUGACAAAAACCGGCCCACUGCGAUUGAGAGAAGAUGGAUCUGGUGGUGUCGUUGUGAACGGCUUAUGUUUGAAACCAAUAACCAGUGCCGUGGAAUUGCUCGAUUUGUUAGCGUUAGGUAAUCAAAAUCGGACCCAGCACCCGACUGAUGCAAAUGCCGAGAGUAGCCGAAGUCACGCUAUAUUCCAAGUUCACAUUCGCAUGACGAACAAGCUCAACAACCAGAAAAAUUUGGUAAAACUCUCGAUGAUCGAUUUGGCUGGUAGCGAGCGUGCAGCAAGCACGAAAUGUAUUGGACAACGGUUCAAGGAGGGGGCCAGUAUUAAUAAGUCUCUGUUGGCAUUGGGCAAUUGCAUUAACAAAUUGGCUGAUGGUUCGAAGCACAUCCCCUACAGAGACUCAAAUUUGACGCGUAUCAUCAAAGACUGCCUGGGAGGGAACUGCCGAACAGUUAUGAUUGCCAAUGUUUCACCGUCGUCUUUAACGUACGAUGACACAUACAACACAUUGAAAUAUGCGGGCAGAGCGAGGAAAAUCAAAACUACUCUGUCGAUCAACAUGGUCAAAUCGAAUGUACCGAAGGAGAUUUUGGUCAAACAGCUGAACGGCAAACUGGACGAAAACGUGAGACUCCUAGCAACAAUUGAAGAAUUGAAGAAGAAAAUUACAAGCAUGGAAAACAGACCGACGCAGCAAGUAUCUCCCAUUGAUUUGUCACAGUGGCACAACGACAUCGAUACGGUAUACGAUUCGAUAAAGGUUGCAUUCGAGCAUUGCUACAAUUUAAUUAGCAAGGAGAGGAUUCUGAAACUGCGAACAAAAUUCAAAGAAGAAGCAGACAUGUGCGGUCGGUUGUUGGCUCUGGAUCAAUCAAAUGGAGGACAGAAUCCGCGUGUAGAAGCUUCAAUCGAUCGAAUGUCCAAGCAGAUACAUGUUCAGCAGGAUGAGAGUAAUCUCUGGAAAAAUCGCCUAAAGAACCAUCAGCAAGAACUUUUUGAUCUGCACAAGAAGAUCAGGACCAGUAAUAUGUCGCAACUACUGGAGAAAUAUAUCCGAGCAAAAGAAUUGGACGUGGAAAAUGUUAAGCUGAAACAAAAGGCGGCACAUUUCAUGAAAAUAAGUUCGCUUCAUAUGCGUGAAAAUGACAUUUCACAUAAAAUUAUGAACGCAAGCAAUAGCUUCAACCGGACAAGUUAUUUAUUGAUGCGUGCCAAUAAUAUAACGCACCAGGACAUGCACACCGAAUACGAAAAUUUAAUUAAAAUGAAUCAGCGACAGGGCGCUGUAAAAUUCAACGAAAAUGAAGCUGAAUCUGACGAAGCGUUCGCCCAUCUUACAAUACCGUUGUAUGAGAUGAGAUCACCGCCGAAUGCUCUGAAACGAGAACACAGCGAAAAUGAUGGCAGUGAGUUCAAUGGCGAAUUUCGGCGUCCCAGUCGUAAACUAUUCAAAACAGAUUCGAAUCAGCCAGUGGCUAGUACGGCAUCAAAAACGGCAAAUUUAAAUGAAACGUUGGUCCUGUCUGCUGUGCCUAGUGGAAGUACCAUUAAUCUUCCAGUGGUCCGACCUUUGGUUAAAAGUAAGGUGUCAACAAAAGGUCGACCGGUACCGCAAAUGAACAGAAACAAGGAAAAUUCGAGCACAUUAGCGGUCGUAAAACCAUCGAUUCAUUCAAAUCUGAAAAUGAAAAGUCCGAAGCGUAGCCCUAGACUACUCAACAACAAUGCCAACAGAAAGCCAUACACAAAGAGCAGUAAUUUAGAUCUGCCCAAAUUGAGAUUCAAAUAAUAAUUGCCACGACCGGAUCAUGUGUGAAAGAGAUUUCACUUGUAACUAAAUGUAUUUUAUAACAAACACUUUUCACUGAUGUAUUUUUGCACCAUUUUAUGCAUUUUAUUUGCACUGAAUCCGAAUUGAAAUGGGAAUGAUUUCAAUUUGUUUUUGUUGCCGUAGUCUUAAGGUAUGAGAUCAAAUGCUUUCAAUUUUAAUAUAAAAUGUCAUUCAAUGAAAAACAAAAAAUAUUUUAUAAGAAUUUCGAUCGUUUUGUAUUUGAAAAAUUGAUAUAAAUAAAACAU
This is a messenger RNA of Bradysia coprophila, 2783 nucleotides long. It is a transcript of the gene Klp67A, whose product is annotated as Kinesin-like protein at 67A. Gene Ontology annotation, biological process: microtubule-based movement. The record is from RefSeq and is a predicted model, not a curated record. Gene Ontology annotation, molecular function: ATP binding; microtubule binding; microtubule motor activity. NCBI's taxonomy places the organism in Eukaryota, Metazoa, Arthropoda, Insecta, Diptera, Sciaridae.